AUGUGAGUCGUUUUGGAGGAGCUCUGAGGGAGGAGGGGAGGGGUUAGACGGAGUCCUGAGGAAAUGCUACAUUCAAAUUCAUGCUAGUUUUCCGAGACUGCCAACCCCAGCUUUAAGUAUAAAUAAGUUAUCUUACAGUCGGACCCCCCUUUCUUUGAUAGACUUUCCACAAGCUAAACUGUUACAUGGUGUACAAAGGGCAGUGGGACUGUUUUGGUGAGGAGCGGCGUUCCAGCCGUCUCUUCCUUUGCGACUCUGGGAUUUGUAGUUUUUGACGCUGCGUAACGACGUCAGCGGAAGUAUUUUCAGCGUACGUGAGCUGGCCAGCUAGGUCACAUUGGUUGUGUUUUGUAAGGUUUAAAAACAUGGCUACAAUGGAGGCAGCUAACGCAGAGGAGGUCCACCUGAGACAUGUGGAGACUGAUGUCCUCAUCCCAAAGAUGAUGAGGGAGAAAGCAAAGGAACGCUGCGUCGAGAAAGUUGAAGCCUUCAACCUUUGCUGUAAAGACUCUGGUUUCUUCAUGGUGUUUAAGUGUCGAGAGGAGAACGCAGCACUUAAGGAGUGUCUGACAGUACACUACAGGGACCCGGUUUUCUUUGAGGAGUGUAAGCAGGAAUACAUCCAAGAGAAACUGGAGUUUCUGAAGACAGGGAUCCCAUCAAAGAACAGGAAACAAAAACUGCCAACAAGCAUGUAAUAAACAACAUGGUAUCCCAAAGCAACUUCCUUCAUUUGAAGCUGACGGGGCAGUGUGUGAGGCUUUGGCUAGAACCAGCACCAAGUCUACAAAAGAUAUUUGGUCACCUGGCAGGAUUUACUACUUAUGUAUACUAAAGUCACAAGCCUGUGCUUUUUAUUUCAAUCUGUCAUAUUUUGACUGAAACUCCCUUGGUAAGCAAGGUUUAUAUCUAAAUAUAUACCUGCUCAUGGUUUUUCCAGAAAGCCAGAAUUAUCUCCCUUUAUAGAUUUCAAUCUACAGAACUGACUUUGCAUUUACUGAUUUUCUCAUUGAUUUAUAAAGAUCUGAUCAAGGCACAGUCAGCUCCUGUACCUCAACCUGAAAUACUCAAGGCUUCAUAGGUGAGCAUUAAUUGAUGUGUCAGAUAUCUGUAUGUGCAAUCACAGCACUGUGGUAUGGAACAGUCUCUCAAGUUGCUUUUGCCUGUCGCUACACUUAAGUCAUCUUAUGAGAAAAGUGUAUAAUAACAUACAAAGAACUUAAAAAAGGCUUGGAAGUUUAAGAUACUUGAACUAUGUAAAUAAGAGAGAUCUGACAUUUAAUCAAGUAAUGAAGAGUUUGAGAUCAGUGUGACGUAUGCAGUGUAAUGUGAAAUGUAAAUAAAAAUAAUUCAGUAUCUGUAAA
This is a messenger RNA of Notolabrus celidotus (New Zealand spotty), 1364 nucleotides long. It is a transcript of the gene cmc1, whose product is annotated as C-x(9)-C motif containing 1. The transcript is spliced from 4 exons. Gene Ontology annotation, cellular component: mitochondrion. The record is from RefSeq and is a predicted model, not a curated record. Lineage: Eukaryota; Metazoa; Chordata; Actinopteri; Labriformes; Labridae. Bases 366 to 698 code for a protein of 110 amino acids.